Rhododendron vialii is the source of this 2399-nucleotide messenger RNA. Its product is annotated as glutamate--tRNA ligase, chloroplastic/mitochondrial. The coding region runs from base 107 to 1507 and encodes 466 amino acids. Gene Ontology annotation, biological process: glutamyl-tRNA aminoacylation. The transcript has 12 exons. The record is from RefSeq and is a predicted model, not a curated record. Gene Ontology annotation, molecular function: zinc ion binding; ATP binding; tRNA binding. Lineage: Eukaryota; Viridiplantae; Streptophyta; Magnoliopsida; Ericales; Ericaceae.
AGGCAAGCCCCACCCGCCCGCCCAACGGGACACCAGUAGCUAGCAGUAGGCUGUGGGAGCUUGCUUUUGAUUCCAGAGAGAAGAGAAGAGAAGAGAAGAGAAGAGAAUGGCGAGUCGCAGCGUGAUUCUUCCUCCUACUUCUACGAUAAUAUUCCGUUGUAAUAAUCAAUCUUCCUCAUCAUCGUCAUCAUUAUCCCAAUUUCUACGCUAUCGUCGCAGUACUACUCGUAACAGCUGCUUCUCUCUCAUCCGCCGGAGUUGUUUUUCUAUCUCAGCCACAGCGUCUUCGUCUUUACAAGAACAAGCUGCUCCUGCUCCUCCUAAUCAAGUCCGCGUUCGCUUUGCUCCGUCACCCACUGGUAAUCUCCACGUCGGAGGCGCCAGAACUGCCCUUUUCAAUUACCUCUUCGCUAGGUCUAACGGAGGGAAGUUUGUUCUUCGCAUUGAAGAUACUGACUUGGAGAGAUCUACCAGGGCAUCUGAGGAAGCUUUAUUACGUGAUCUCUCUUGGCUUGGUCUUCAUUGGGAUGAAGGUCCUGGUGUUGGUGGAGACUAUGGUCCAUAUCGGCAGUCUGAAAGAAAUGUCAUGUACAGACAAUAUGCUGAGAAGCUUUUGAAGUCUGGUCAUGUUUAUCGUUGCUUUUGUUCUAAUGAGGAACUAGAAGAAAUGAAGGAGAUUGCAAAGUUGAAAGAACUGCCUCCAGUAUACACGGGGAAGUGGUCCAAUGCCACUGAUGAGGAAGUAGAAGAAGAGCUGGAGAAGGGAACUCCUUAUACAUUUCGCUUUCGAGUGCCCAAGGAAGGAAGGUUGCAAAUUGAUGACCUUAUUCGAGGAGAGGUUAGUUGGAGCUUGGACACACUUGGGGAUUUUGUGAUUAUGAGAAGCAAUGGACAGCCCGUAUACAACUUUUGUGUAACUGUUGAUGAUGCUACCAUGGCUAUCUCGCAUGUUAUAAGAGCAGAGGAGCAUUUACCAAAUACUCUAAGGCAAGCGCUGAUUUAUAAGGCUCUUGGAUUCCAAAUGCCUUACUUUGCUCAUGUAUCUUUAAUUCUUGCACCUGAUCGUAGCAAACUUUCCAAGCGGCAUGGCGCAACUUCAGUGGGUCAGUACAGGGAGAUGGGUUAUCUGCCCCAGGCAAUGGUUAACUAUCUAGCACUGCUGGGUUGGGGUGAUGGUACUGAAAAUGAGUUCUUUUCCCUAGAGAAACUUGUUGAAAAGUUCUCAAUUGAACGUGUUAACAAGAGUGGAGCUGUCUUUGAUUCUACCAAAUUAAGGUGGAUGAAUGGCCAGCAUUUAAAAUCUUUCUCAUCGGAAGAGUUGACCAAGCUUAUUGGUCAGCACUGGAAGAGCACUGGCAUCCUCGCCGAAUCAGAGGGGAAGUUUGUAGAGGAGGCUGUUCAGCUGCUAAAGGAUGGGAUUGACUUGAUAACGGAUUCUGACAAAGCACUGUCAAACUUGCUGUCUUACCCUUUGUAUGCUACUUUAGCAAGUUUGUAUGAGUAUUGAGGAUGCAAGGGGUCUGCUUUGACAUCUCCUCAAUAUUGAUACUGCAAUUUGUGAUGUACUGGAUCCCAAUACUUGAGGAAUGUUAUGAAAUCACAUCUUUUGCAAUAUGGGGAAGUGGAAUUAUUGGCACUUGAAUCACUGGUGACCUAACAUAAGAACAAUAUGAGUACAACACAGAUUGCCGAUGGGCCGAAACAGGUCACAAUUGGGCCAAAUGCCGGAUAUGAGCGUGAAGGUCUGGAGGUUGCUAGCCCAACCAUGUGGAAUGGCGGGUGUAAGGCCUGGAGACCGGGCCGGGCUGGUAUUGGCAUGACCCGGUGGAUACCAGCCAACACAGCUCCACGUGGGUGCUGAGUGGCAUGGCAUCUGCGUAGCACAUGAUUACUUAGAGCCCAAGUACAGUCUCUCUAGAUAAGGUACGGAACAAACCCUAGAAAGUUACGCUGUGACUAUCUUGCUCAAGCUCUGUACUCUUCCUCCCUUGAGUUGGGACUAAUUUAAGCAUGGGAGUGCCUUCGGGCUGUGUACGGUUGGUUAGGCACUAAUUGGUGGUUCAUCUUGCAAGCUUAAGAAGGUCUCGAAGAGAGAGUUCAGAUUAAGAUCCGACCGGUACCAGAGAUCUAGGAGCAGAACCGGAUCACACCCCGACAAUGACCCUUUAAUCAUUAUGGUUUCUAUGAUCUGCAAGUUAUGUUUAUAUCCUCAAUGGUGGGAUCUUGUAUAAGACAUCAAGUCUUCAUUUGGAAUAACUUUUGUCUAUUUCCUUUUCCCCCAUAAUUUUACUUGUUUUCUUUAAUGCAAAAUGUCCAUAGUUGUCUAUCUGAAUGUACAGAUGAAGUAGAAGGAUAGUAUUGUACUUUUAUUUCAAAUCAAGGAGCCGGACAAUUUCAUA